This is a messenger RNA of Centrocercus urophasianus (Greater sage-grouse), 2058 nucleotides long. RefSeq names its product tRNA methyltransferase 6 non-catalytic subunit (gene TRMT6). Gene Ontology annotation, cellular component: nucleus; tRNA (m1A) methyltransferase complex. The transcript is spliced from 11 exons. The record is from RefSeq and is a predicted model, not a curated record. Gene Ontology annotation, biological process: tRNA methylation. NCBI's taxonomy places the organism in Eukaryota, Metazoa, Chordata, Aves, Galliformes, Phasianidae. The coding region runs from base 29 to 1483 and encodes 484 amino acids.
CACUUCCGGCGGGAGCACGCCGGUGGUCAUGGAGGCUGAGCGGAGGUUGAGCCUGCGAAUUUGCGAGGGGGACUGCGCCGUGCUGAAGCGGGGUGACGUCUUCAAAGCCGUGCCCGUGCUGCGGAAGAGAAAAAUUAUUUUUGAGAAGCAGGGCUUCUAUCUGGAUAAUGCCAUUGGACAUGUGUAUGGAACUACAUUUGAAGUAACAAGUGAUGGAAACCUGCAGCCAAAGAGACAGGUGGAAGAGACUACCACAGAAACAAAAGAAGCAGGUACAGAUAAUCGUAACAUAGUUGACGAUGGAAAGUCUCAAAAACUGACUCAUGAUGACAUAAAGGCUUUGAAGGACAAGGGUAUUAAAGGACAGGAAAUUGUUCAACAGUUAAUAGAGAACAGUACGACAUUCCGAGACAAAACAGAAUUUGCUCAAGAUAAAUACAUAAAGAAGAAGAAAAAAAAAUACGAGGCAAUUAUUACAAUUGUAAAACCGUCCACUCGCAUUCUUUCAACAAUGUAUUAUGCAAGGGAACCUGGCAAAAUUAUCCAUUUGCGUUAUGACACUCUAGCUCAGAUGCUUACUUUAGGAAAUGUCCGUGCUGGCAACAAGAUGGUCGUAAUGGAAACAUGUGCAGGCCUUGUGCUGGGGGCUGUGAUGGAGCGAAUGGGAGGCUAUGGAUCCAUUAUCCAGAUGUAUCCAGGAGGUGGGCCCGUUAGAGCUGCCACCAGUUGUUUUGGAUUUCCAAAACCUUUUUUCAAUAAUCUUCAUGAAUUUCCUCUCAGCAAAGUGGACAGUCUUCUCUGUGGGACAUUGUCUAUGGAGACUCUGCCUUCAGAACCUGAAGACACUGCAUUAACAGAGGAAGAAAUGAAUGGACUGGUUGAUGAGAAGCAGACUUCUGUACGGGGAACAGAAGAGGAAUCUUCUGCUGAAACAGCUAUGGAGAUCAACCAAACAGAAGAGCAGGAAAGAAUGGAUGUUAAUGCUGAGGAUGCAGAAUUUAAAGAGAAUAAAGAAAGAGAAAACAAAGAAAAUGUUCGAGAAAAGCAAAGAAAACAGUGGGAGAGAAGGAAAAAGCUAACAGAAACUGCUGCUUUGCUGAGAGAGAAGAACGCAGAUGGCUUACUUGUAGCCAGCAAGUUUCAUCCCACUCCUCUAUUACUGUCUUUACUGGAGUUUGUUGCUCCUUCACGGCCUUUUGUUGUCUACUGCCAAUAUAAAGAGCCCUUAUUAGAAUGUUACACUAAGCUGAGAGAAAGAGGUGGUGUUGUUAACCUAAAGCUAUCUGAAACAUGGCUACGAAGCUACCAGGUCCUACCAGAUCGAAGCCAUCCAAAACUGACAAUGAGCGGAGGCGGAGGGUACCUUCUAUCUGGUAUAACUGUUGUGCUGGAUAAGGGCAAAUCUGAUUCCAGUAAUUUAGAAGCACUGAAGAUGGAAGAGCCGUCAUCUAAAAGAUGUAAAGUUCAAGACCUUUGCUGUUAACAGAGGGAGAAUUGAUUUGUUUUUCAGAUCUCAGGAGACACGUGGUUAGUAAAAUAACAGGUACAGUUUCUGUGCUCUUGACAGCACAGAAAUAGUGUCUGUCAUACAUCAGUCAAUGAAAAGCAGAAUUAUGUGGUAGGGAGAACUGUCUCUCCAUACCAGUUUACAUGGUCAGAAUGAGAAGAUAAACUGGUGGAAGCAAACCUGUGUCAGACAUCACGCUGAAAGCACAUGAACCUCAAAGAAAAGACCUGAUGGUCAGGCUGAGAAGUUAACGUGGACAUGAGUGCUUUCACUGAUGCUUUGUCUUUUCUUGUUUGUUGCCAAAACUGGAUAUGAUUUCGUAAUUUUUAAAACAUGAAUCUGAAUUAACACAAGUAAUUUUGCUUCUGAUUUUCCUAGAACAAAAUCAGGGUAAAACGUUCUGUGUAGUGAUCUGCUCCCUCUUUAGACACUGAGUCCUGCAGUGUUGAGUAAUCUAAGGAAGCAGCAUAAGCAGCAAAAAUUAUUCAUACAAAAAAGUAUUUUUCUUUCCAAAGGAGCAAUAAAAAGAGAACAUUAAUUCCAGAACUUUA